Adelges cooleyi (spruce gall adelgid) is the source of this 6488-nucleotide messenger RNA. RefSeq lists its product as uncharacterized. The record is from RefSeq and is a predicted model, not a curated record. Gene Ontology annotation, biological process: protein deubiquitination. The coding region runs from base 240 to 5987 and encodes 1915 amino acids. The transcript has 13 exons. NCBI's taxonomy places the organism in Eukaryota, Metazoa, Arthropoda, Insecta, Hemiptera, Adelgidae. Gene Ontology annotation, molecular function: cysteine-type deubiquitinase activity.
CACCAUGCCGUUCGUAACGUUAUCGCUGCCGCCGUUAGAGUGCCUGUUUACCGUACACGAAUUAUAUUUAAACUUUUGGCUACAUUAACGCCGGUACACACACAAAUAUUGUGGUUUAUUGUCAUUCCGGGCAAAGUGCUUGUGGAUUUGUUGUGCUUCAAGAAAUCAUUCGACACGGCAUCGGAUAAGGAUAACAUGAUAAUAUAAUUAUUAAUUCUCAGUAAACUAUUCCGUCCGAGAUGCCACCGUCUAGGGAUUCGAUGGCUUACACCAAAGGCCUGCUAAACGGACCCGGUCAAAACAACUGUUUCCUCAACAGCGCCGUACAGGUACUAUGGCACUUGGACAUAUUCAGGCGGAGCUUCAGAGAGCUGUACGGCCACGCCUGUAUGGAAGAAUCGUGCAUCUUCUGCGCGUUGAAGGAACUAUUUACGGCGUUAGGUUCCAGUUCUGAAACUGCGCUCCCUCCAGAUGCCUUGAGAAAAGCUCUUGCUCAGUCGUUUUACGACCAAAGAAGAUUUCAAUUGGGCUUUAUGGACGAUGCGGCGGAAUGUUUUGAAAAUAUUUUACUGCGUAUACACUACCAUAUUGCCAACGAAGAAGCUGAAGAUAUGUGUAACGCGGGACACUGUAUAUCACAUCAAAAGUUUGCCAUGACACUAGUCGAACAAAGUGUUUGCGGUGCUUGUGGAGCUACGUCUGAGCCUUUACCAUUCACUCAGAUGGUGCAUUAUGUGUCUGCGUCCGCAUUAACUGCUCAAGUAAAACAAUUUCCAUCAACAGGCCAAGCUGACUUGUUUGGGCAACUUUUGAAGAAAGCUGGCGGAAUGGGUGAUAUAAGAGACUGUCCAAGUGCAUGUGGAGCUAAAAUUCAAAUUCGAAGAACACUUAUGAACAGACCCGAAAUAGUAUCUGUGGGUAUAGUUUGGGACUCAGACAGACCAACUCUAGAUCACAUUAUGGCUCUAUUGAGUACUUUGCGUACGUCGUUGCGCUUAUGUGAUGUAUUCCAUGGUUCUUUUGAUUUGCCUGAUGGAGGUUUACCAUUGCAACAUCAACUUGUCGGAGUAGUAACAUAUUACGGGAAACAUUAUUCCACGUUCUUUUAUCAUACAAAACUGAAGCUUUGGAUAUACUUUGAUGAUGCUAACGUACGAGAAAUCGGGCCUAGAUGGGAACAGGUGGUUGAAAAAUGUAAACGAGGAAGAUAUCAGCCUCUUCUACUACUAUUCGCUUCCCCGGAAGGUGUACCAAUUGAUGCGACAACUGCUCCCAAAACCAUUACUAAAGCAACAAAAUUAUCUUUUUGCACGAAUGCAGCUCAAGGGUUAACACAAGGUCGUAGAUCUCUUACGCCUAGCCCAGAAAAAACACUUGCAAACCAAAGCCAUCGAAGAGCUUUAACUCCAAAUCCUGAUCCAUCAAUCGCCAUAACUAAAGCAGGGUUGAAUUCGUCAGGAAACGAAUAUCAAAACUUAGCUCAUUAUCAAGCUGUAAUUAUGGCUAAAGCUUCUGAAAUAUAUAAUGCGGAUGAUUUGAGUGAUCAACCAGGUUCACCGAGAUCAGUUGCAUCCAAGUGUGAAUUGGUCAGAAGAGAUUCUGGAAAUUGGAGUGGUGACAGAAACAGCGCAUCUUCUUCGUCUUCUACCUCAUUAGAAAAUCCAUACCAAUAUUUCGUUGGGAAAAUUCAAAAUAGAACUGGAAGUACAUAUGGUGGAGCUCCUCGCAGUCCUAAUAAGCCAAAAGAUUAUACGACAAAUAACCAAUUUGAUUUGGGUUACGAUUCUUAUUCUUUAUCUUCGAAUGAUAGUUUGCCUUUACAACAAAAUCUUAAGCACAACCUUCAGCUUGCUCAAAUACCAGAAGGACAUCAAACUACUCACACGACUCUUAAAAAUGGAUCAAAACAUUCUACAGUAGAUGAAGUUGAAAGACUUUGUGCCGAAGCCGAUCAGUUACUUGGGAAAUCUGAAGCGGCUGAUGAUUUAGUUAUGGCAUUGUCCUUAUGUAACGCUGCUGCCGGAAAAGCUCGAGCAGCUAUGGAUGCACCAUAUAGUAAUCCUCAAGUGGCUAGUUUUGCAAGAAUGAAGCAUAAUACGUGUGUAAUGCGAGCCCGUAGUUUACACAAACGACUUGAAGAACCACUUCACUCUACAAAUAAACAUGGCGAAGGACGACAUAGUCGGGAAGGCAGUAAUUGUAGUAAUAGGGGUUCUCAAGGAUCACAUAGCCGACAAAAUUCUAAGGAUAAAACGGUACAACAUAGCAGACAGAACAGUAAAGAAUUGCUUUCAAUACCACAGCAGUUACCAUCUUUACAAACUUCGCCUGUAGACAAAUCUGUUAAAAAUAUUGAGAUUUAUGCGACAUUGCCAAAAAAUAAAAAAGGAUUGUUGUCGCGGUCUUCGAACAAGACGAAGCAAGUUGUUGAAGAUGAAGAAUAUUUAAUGUACGAACGACCUGGUAGAAGUUUACAAGCUAAAAGCAAAGCACAUAAAAAGGAAGGUGAAAAGAGGGCAAGGAGUGAAGAACGUGGGACUAAGAAUACUAAAGAAUUCGUAUCGAGUUCAUUAACGAAGGAAACCAAAAAACCAAAAACUGAAGAGAAUAAACAAGGAAAAAAACAACAUAAAAUUCGCAGAAAACUUUUAAUGGGAGGUUUGAUUCGAAGAAAAAAUAGAAGUAUGCCAGAUUUGCGCGAAGACGAAUUACAGUUAAAAGAUACGCCCGUGGUUAAGGAAAAAAUUAUCUCUAAAGACGAUUCUAUGGUAGAUUCUGUUACCAGUCAUAAUAAUCUUAGUGGUUAUUUGUCGGAAGGGCAUUUAGAAAGUGCAGGAAAUCCCAAUUUAUUAAGGAGCAAACUAAUGAGAAAGAGCUUCUACACAAAUAAAUUUUUACAUUUCGCUAAAGUACCACCUCCUCCGCCAAUGCGAACUUCUUCUCAGUUGAGUAAAGCAGAAUCAAACAAGCAACAAAACGAAUGGUGUUCUGAACCUCAGUCUCUGCCAUAUAUUCACCCACGCAAAGAAGAGGUUACCUAUGCUAACGGAGGGAUACUACUUGAUAGAGAUAAUAAGAAUGUUAUGGUAACGCAAGCUCAAGUACACCAUAACUCUGAACACAAUAUUGUUGUAAACAAUGUCGAUGACCUUGGGUUCCCAUUACCGCCUUAUCCGAGUCCAUUAAAUUCCGUCAAUCAUUCGAGACAACCUAGCGAAGAAUUCCCGCCUCCACCAUUACCACCACCUCCGGCAGUCGAUGAAGUAGACGGAUUUUGUCCUAGCAUGUCCUUGGAGGAAGUUAAGUCGGAAAUCAAUAACGAAGAAAGUUGGGUCCCAGAAUUGCAUUCCAAGCAAACGACGUGGAAUCGUGACGAACAGCUAAAUCCAGAUUUGGAUUGUAAAUCGUCUGUACAGAAUUUAAAGAGCAGAUUCGAACAAAGAGGAGUGAUCGAUAACUUAAUCACCCACGCUAUCAACAAUUUACCAGCCGAUAGUGUUUGUGAAGUCGUUCCGGACGAAGAAAAAAAAUGCGAAAAAGAACUUAAAGGAGCUUUAAGCAAAUGUCCGUUUGACAGUAACGAAUUUAAAAGAAAAUCGGGGAAAAAGAAGAAUGUUACUUUUUGCGAACAAGUUGUUUUAGUUGCUACAGCCGAAGAAGACGAGGUAGACAGUUACAUACCCAAUCCUAUUUUAGAAAGAGUGCUGAGAUCGGUUCUUCAUAAAGACGCGCCUGUUGAGCCAAACCGGGAAGUAACCAAAUCUGUUAUUCCGUUGAAGCGAAACGAUUCGGGUCAAUUCAAUCGUAGUAAAUUGUCCUUAAAACCUUUCGAAAAAAACGCUGAAGAGAAGCAUAAUGCAGAAGUUAGGGAAGAUUUGCCGCCAAAAUCGUAUCGCAUGUCUCCAGUACAGCAAAUUCCACAGCCGCAUUCACCCAUGGUACAGCCCAAACUAAAGGCGCCUUUGCCCGAACAAAGCCAAAAGCCGGUCGAAACCGUCGCUAAAAACUAUCGCAUGUCACCUGUUCAACAAAUCACAUCGUUAGCUCAGUCACCAAUUACACAAUCAAAAUUUAAAUCUUCUAGCCCGCAAUUAGUUAACACCAUGUCAAAUUUGUCGAUUAAUUCCGUUGACAACAUUCAGUCAGUACCUUCUUCGAUAACACAAAGAUUUUAUCCGAAUUCUCAGCAACCCAAUCAUUAUCCUCAGCAAUAUCAAAGCCUUUCACCGAUGGUACAGCAAAAACAGCCAUUUUCGAAUAAUAUAGAGCCGCAGUCUUUGAAUUAUCAACCAAUGAACGAAAAUAAACUCAACUGCUCUCCAAAUCCUAGAUCGAACCAAUCGUCUUUAGAAAGAAACCCAGCAGCCAGGCAAAUGAAUGGUUUACCGACGAAUUGCUAUCCUCAACAUUCACCGGUCGAGGGCAGGAGCGGUCAUUUUCGUUUCAACGGCGAUAGUCAAUCGCAACUAAGACUACAAGGCAAUCAAGGGUCGACUUUAUUAGAGUCGACUUCUCAAGUUAACCAAUAUCAAGGAAACCUGGGAUCUCCUAGAACGCACUAUCCGCAAAACUCGAUUAGACCCAACACGUCAAAUACAGAACCCAACAGUCAAUAUCAAAUCAACGAUAACAGGUCUUACAACCAAGGACUACCCGGUCAAAACUUGCAGUCUCAAACCCACGAGAGAUUGGGUAAUAACAGUUCAAGUCAUUCGUUGGACAGCCGGUCGUGUUAUGGGCGUCAACCCAGUCCCGUUCAAACGCAACAGACGAAUAUUCAACACCCAAAUAUAACCAACGACCAACGGCUAUCCCACAGUCAAGGAAUAACUGGCAAUCAAGUACAACAGCAACAGCAGCAGCCACAGAGCGAUAGACAGAACGCUUCUCCAAACAUGGCGAGCGCCGAAAAAACGAGGUACUUACACCAAGGAUCGUUGCCGAACAACCAGCAGUUUGAACGGUUAACUACAUCUCAAUAUACUGGCGAAAAUAACAACACCAAACCGGGUGGCUAUCUUCAACAAGGCUUAACGGCUAAUCAAGCCCAACAACUAGAAAGAAUGGCUCAGCAUUAUGACGCCAGCAAGCCAGGGGGAUACAUCCAACAAGGCCUGCCCAACGGACAGGGGCAGCAGUCUUCGCCGGCGCCCUAUGACACUGCCAGAGGCAACGGAUACCCAACUCGAUGUUCGCCUGUCCCGCCGUCGAGCAGUCAACAACCGGACAGCCGACCCGUCGGAUACCCUCGGAACAAUGUGGACAACAAAACAUCUCCUUCCGGUCUGCACGCUCCGGGCAUGUUGCAGAGACAACGAAGUAUGGUAAACGGUUUCCAUUCGAUGCCUUACGGCGGUCGAACAGAUAACGUGACCCACUUGCCUCCCGCACAUCCCAAAAAAGACUCGCCGCAGCCAAAUUUUUCAAGAUCUCAGCCCGACACCCAGAGCCUGUCGUCCGCCUCAUCGUCAUCGUCGUCCCUCGACCGCAAGCAAAUGCAUCAACAACAACAGUACACCAAUUGCAACAGGCAACAAGACGCCAACCCCGGUUUGCCGUCUAACGCCGGAAGCGGCCGUCCAACAGUAAACUCCCAACAAGCGCAACGGAAUAAUACCGUUCGUAGACCGAUGACCGUGUAUGAACCCCCUCCACAACAACUGCCGCCCUAUCAGCAUCCACCGCCCCCUGUUACUUAUCAACAGCAACAACAGUCCGGCAGGCCCAUCAAUGCGGUCGUGGGACAACCCAGGAGUACCACGCCAAACGGUAGUUCACCGGUGGCUGCUGUCGUCGGCGACAGGUACGCCGUUUACCAGCAACCGCCCUCGCCUCGGUUACAAGACAAAGCGUGCGCUUCUCCUGCCAGGCCUUCCCCUUGUAACUUAUGUCGAAAAAAGUUGGUCAACCACCCGUCCAUUUAUUGUUCCGACUGCGAUUUCUACAUGUCUAGAUUCAAACCUAAGGCUCAGUCGACCACGUGCUAACGACACGCAUACAACGGCCCAACAGCGGAUACGCUAAUGACGAGAUCUCCUGUUUUGCGUCUGUGAUAUGUACACAACGUAGAAUAAUGAUUAGUAGUAGUGAAAUUUAAUAGUUUGUAAGACAUUAUUGUAUACGUUUUUGUAAUGUAUCAUAUAUAUUUUUAUUAUAUCGAAAAUAUAUUUUUUUUAAUUUUGUGGAAUUUUAUUAUAAAUAAUACAUAAAUCUCAGUAAUAAUAUUUGUUUUUCGUGUAAAUUAUAUUUAAAUUUUUUUGAAUUUAAAAUAUUUUAUUUAUAUUAGGUAUAUUGUUAUUGUUGUGAUCUCACUUAAAUAUUAAUUAAAUUAUAAUGUGAUUAUUAUUAUUAUUAUAUUUUUUUUAAUUGUCGUAAAUAAUUGUAAAUAUAAUAAAACCUUUUUUUUUUUUUUAUAUAGAAAAAAUAUUAUUUUAGUUUUAAGAGACAUGCGCCAUGUUCGAUUUAAUUAAAUGUAUUAUUCAUUAUAU